AUUAAAAUUUAAGUAAUGCGCGAGGAGCAUAGCGAAUGUGGUGAUCGGCGCUGCUGUUCUUUACUCGCUGUCUGCUCGAUCGCUGUUAUGGCGGCCGUGUCUGAAGCUCAGGCUCAGCUGGAAGCCGCUCUACUGGAAGUUACUGGCCAGGCCGAGAAAGAACAACUCAUCCUCCAAUAUCUUCGAAAGAUAGAUGACGGGGAAACUGAUAUAAAAAUCCCUGAGUUUGCUGAAGGUCUGGAAUGGGUGAACACUGAAACUCCUCUCCUCCUACACAAAGACCUUUGUGGUAAAGUGGUGAUACUGGAUUUCUUCACUUACUGUUGCAUCAACUGCAUGCACUUGCUGCCAGACCUUCAUGCUCUAGAAGAGAAGCACUCUGAUAAAGAUGGACUAGUAGUUGUUGGUGUUCAUUCAGCAAAGUUCCCAAAUGAAAAGGUUCUUAAGAACAUUCAGAGUGCUGUCCUUCGCUAUAAUAUUACCCAUCCUGUUGUGAACGAUGCUGAUGCAAAAUUGUGGCAAGAGCUUGAGGUGACAUGUUGGCCAACACUCGUAAUUCUAGGUCCACGAGGAAAUAUUCUGUUCACUCUGAUUGGAGAAGGACAUAAGGAAAAACUUUUUUCCUUUAUUUCAGUGACUUUGAAGUACUACAAAGAAAAAGGAGAAAUUAAGGAUCAUGCCAUCAGAUUGAAAUUAUACAAAGAUUUUUUGCCACCUUCAUCAUUGCUUUUUCCGGCUAAAAUUGCAGUAGACAAUGCUACAGGUAGACUAGCAAUUGCUGACUCUGGCCAUCAUAGGAUUUUGGUGACCGACAAAAACGGAGAAAUUCUUCAUGCAGUUGGAGGACCAAAGAGCGGAUGGAAAGAUGGGAGCAUUUUUGAAGCUAGUUUUAAUUCUCCUCAAGGAGUAUUGAUAAAGGGUGAUAUCAUCUAUGUGGCAGACACCGAGAACCAUGCAAUAAGAAAGAUUGACCUUACAUCAGAAACGGUAAGCACAAUAGCAGGAACAGGAGUUCAGGGAACUGACCAUGAAGGUGGUAGGACAGGGCUGGAACAAUCAAUCAGUUCACCAUGGGAUCUAGCUUUUGGCACCUUUGACAGUACCAAAGAUAGUCUUCUGUUUAUUGCAAUGGCCGGAACUCAUCAGAUAUGGGUCAUUUUUCUAGAAGAUGGAAAGCUUCAAAGUGGAACAGAGUACAAGAAGGGAACAUGCAUUCGUUUUGCUGGGAGUGGCAAUGAGGAAAAUAGAAACAAUUCUUAUCCUCACAAAGCAGGUUUUGCUCAACCAUCGGGUCUGUCUGUAGCUCUUCCAGAAUGGAAUUGCAUUUUCGUUUCUGACAGUGAGAGUAGCACAAUCCGCUCUGUAUCUCUGAAGGAUGGUGCUGUAAAAAACCUUGUGGGAGGAGAAAGGGAUCCUCUGAAUCUAUUUGCUUUUGGAGACCUGGAUGGUAUUGGAGUAAAUGCAAAGUUACAGCACCCUCUUGGAGUGGCUUGGAAUGAAAAGAGGAGUCUGCUUUAUGUAGCAGAUUCUUAUAACCACAAGAUCAAAGUAAUAAACCCGAAAACAAAACAAUGUACUACACUAGCAGGAACUGGCAAACCAAACAAUGUAAUUGGCCCUAAAUUCAACCAAGUUGCAUUCAAUGAGCCAGGAGGUGUGUGUGUUGGUGAACAUGGGGAUGUACUAUAUGUGAUGGACACAAACAAUCACGAGGUCAAAGUUCUUGAUUUGGAAAUGCAGACAGUCUCUGUGUUGGCAAUCACUGCUGUAGUUGCUGCGGAUGCUUCCAAAUCUGCAAAACCGAAGAAGGUUCCUAAGUUACCAAAUUCUGCAGAUUCAGUGCAAAUGGCUCCAUUGGUUGUAUCAUCUGGUCAGACUGUGCAGUUCUGCCUAAAGAUUGAUCUUCCAGAAGGAGCAGAACUUACAAAGGGAGCACCCAGUUACUGGGCACUCUUUGCAGAAGGGCAUGAAUGGCUGUUUGCUGAACAGAAUACCAGUGGAAAAAUUGUUGAUCUUGCAAAUAAACCUGAAGUGUUCCUUGUCAUUCCUGCUCAAGUAAAGACAAAUGAACUUUUGUUAUCUAUAGAUGUGUGCCUCUAUUUUUGUAAGAAGAAUGACAAUAGCUGCCAAAUGAAAGGAAUUUCAUUUCAACAACCAUUGCAAUUCUCCAACAUUUGUCAAGGCACUAUUUCAAAAGUGAACCUUUCUUUCAGCUUUUAAACAAAUAUCUUAAAGAAUAUCUCUCAGAGAUACUAAGAUCAAACAAAAAUAUAUCUUUUAGCACUAUACUAUAAAUGUCUUAUUAAACAUUAUUUUUGAGAGUUAAAUAUUGUAGCAGAUUAACAAAUUGUUGAUUUGUUAAUAGUUACCAGAGUUUGAAUCCAGCCCAGUCUGAUAAAUUGAAAAUCUUGGUGCAACUUUGUACAAUCUAAAUCCAGGCCCCAUUCAUUAUGGGCCUACUGUAGCAAAACUCUUGGCAUAAAUGGCAUUGAAGUUGGAAAUUUUGCAUGCUCCACAAAGAAGGCUGGGUUCAGAAAUCGACAUAUCACAGCAUGUCAGUACAGAGAUUAAUCUCUCACGGUUGAAGUUGGGACACAUUUGUAACAAACUCGAAGGAGCUUUACUCUGCAGUUAGCUGUGCUGUACUGACCAAGUGAGUUUAAAGUUGGCGACAGUACCUAUAAUGGAAAAAUAUAUAAUUCCCCAACAUAGGCCCCACUUGCUUUGCUAAACACAAUGUUUACAAGACUUUGAAUAAUUUUAAAAGAAAAUCCAUACAAGGCAAUUUGACUUCUAAAAUAGAAAAGAAUUGUAAUCAUGUUUCCUGAUGAAAGGGGUUUUUUUUGGGUAUUAAAGUAUACUAUACAAGUAAAACUAAGAAAAAUGCAUUUAACUAGAGUUAAUGACAUUCUGUCCAAAUUCUCAAGAAGUGAAAGAACACUUUGCAAUCCUCAUUUGAGCUUUUAGGUAUAGCCAAUAACCAAUAGAAACUGGUUAGACCAUUAAGAGUGCUUAGUGCACUGUCUCAAUUGUAAUCAGUACUUUUAAAAUGCAAACAGCUGUUGCCUAGACUUGGAGUGAUAAAGUGCCAUAUAAAAUCUUGAGUGCGCUGACAUAAUUUUCUUAAGUUUACAAAUUCCAAAACCUUUGUUUUUUUUAGUUUAUUAUUGUUUAAGCUUCCACGAAUGAACAAAUGAAUUGGAUGAAAAUGAAAGAAAUAUUGUAUGUAUUUAAAUCAGAUUAUGAAUAAUGGCAUAUUGAAAAAUUUGUUCAUGUUGAUAAAUGAAAGCAGAAAGCACUUUGAGUUCUGAUAAAAUCAAGUGUAUGAUUUGUAAGCCUAAACAGUAUAUAGUUUUGUCGAUUAUGAUCAGCCAAACCUUCUUUUGACAAUACGUAAUUAAUCUUCUACUCUUACAGUAUUUGAGUUUUGCAAAUUAAAAACAAAGUGAAUAUAGUGCUUUCUGUUUACUUUUUGCUUGUGAUGUACAUUUUGUCACAUAGCCUUGUAUUUUAUAUACAUUUUGCUGCACUGUAUGAAAAAAAGGAUCUUUAUAUUUCUUAAGUUGAAAUGAGCAAACCUAGAAUGUUCAGAAUUCUUUCCACAGAACAAAUUCAUUACAUAAUUGCUGGGUAUAUUGAAGGCAUAAAGUUGACUGUCUUUUUAUGUAAAAGGGACAUUCUACUGUCAAGUCUGCAAAUACUUGUGAAGUAAAUUUACUUAGUCUCAAACCAUAUUUUCAGUUUUGUACAAAUGGCAAUGCUAAAACCUUUGGGAGGUGCAAACUUAUAAAAUAAUGAAUUAGUAAGUACUAGUAAGUGUCCUCUCUCUCCUGUUAAGUCACUCAGUUCAGGGGCAAUUAGAAAUAGGCAAAAAUUGCUAGUGUUAACAAAUUUAAGUAAGGGAGCACCAUCAGUAAGAGAACAACUUCACCUGAGUGGGGCUGUAUUCCUGGGAAUUUAGUUCAAAAUGGGAAUUCAGUACAUAGGGGGAAAAGAGGUGCUCUGAGUAAAAUUUACUAAAAGAAGUAAAAUUUGCUGAAUGGAGAGAAGGAGAAUUUUGUUUCUUCUACUUUUAUUUCAGUAUUUGAUUUUCAGUUUUGGCCAACAAGAGGAACAUAUAAAUUAACAACUAGUAUUAUUGGAAUCUAUAGGCUUUAUUGUAAAUUGUAGUGACAGUGCCAAAAUGUUCUAUGUGAUGUCAGCUAUAUAACAAAAUAAAUGAUUAACAGAUUACCUGUCCUGCCACAUCUAAUGUGCUGCAUUUGCAAAAUGUGAAACCUCCUGGAUGUCAUUGUGAUCCAAAAUGAACGUACCUGGGAAUUAAAUGCAAGAGAGAAGAGGUUAUGCGUUGGUUAUGUGGGGCAUUAGUACCAUUUACUGUACUUAUGUAAGGAUGUUGAUGCAUUGGAAGUAAUAACUCACUAAUUCCUGGAAUAAGAGGACUGCCUUAUGAAGAAAGGCUAGAUAGGUUAGACCUGUAUCCUGUGAGAUUUAGAAGAGUCAGAGGUGACUUGAUCGAAACAUACAGGAUCCUGAGGGGACUUGAUGGGGAUGUCAACAGAAUGCUUCCUCUUGUGGAAGAAUCUGGAACUAGGGGGUCUUGGUUUAAAAAUAAGAAGUUGCUCAUUGAAGACAGAUGAGGAAACAUGUUUUCUCUCAGAGGGUUGAGAGUCUUUGGAAUCCUUUCCUCAAAAGGAUGUGGGUGCAGAACCUUACCCAUUUUUAAGGCAGAGGCUGAUAGAUUCUUGAUUACUUGUGAAUUGCAGCAUUUACAUUAAAAUCAGAGCAGCCAUUAUCUUACUGAAUAGGAAAGCAUGCUCAAAGGCUGAGUGGCGUACUGUUCUUCCUUGUUUAUAUGUUCAAAUCUGUGUUAAGUGAUAUUUGAUUUGAUAUCUGUUUGAUAAAUUUUUCAUAUGUCUUGGCUAAAGCUGGAUGUAUAAAACAACUGCUUUUGUGAAAAGUAGAUAUUUCUGAACAGUUCUGAGCUGUUACCUCAAUAUAAGGAAUUCAUUUUUAAAGUUCCAGUCCAGAAGUAUUUGGUUAAAACUUUGAAGGGAUUAUUUGAGGCUGAGCAAGUCUAUGUUCACUUCUGUAAAGCCCCAAGAAACAGGCGAUCAGAUAUUGAAACAUUGGAUAAGCCAAAACCGAUGUAUACCAGAGCAGGGAAUUCUCUGUCUACUAUAAAGGAGUACUGUGAAGAUUAAUAGGUUUGUAUUUUACUGUUUCAAAAUAUUUAAACCAGUGUUAGAUGUAAGUAAUUUGGUUUAUUCUAUUUUAUCUUCAUUUACUUUGCAUGAUGAACUGCUGUUUUGCUCCUAAAACCAAAUUGAAGCAUUGUGUACUUUUGUUCAAGUGUGAGACCACCUGAUUAAAACCCCCCAAAAAAUUCCAUCAAAGCCAAGUUUCAGUCUGGGAUCUGACUUGCCCAUCACAACUGCCGGGAUUACAACAAUGGAAAAGUCUUCCCUCUUUUUGGUGAGUCCAGAUUAAGGGAUGCUUUUAAAAUUAGAUAUUGUCCUUAUAGGACAGAUGGAGGGUAUUUUCUCUUGAGAGUUGUGUGACAUUGGAACCCCCUGCUUCAGAAGAUGGUGGGAGCAAUAUAAUUUGUAUAUGUUUAAUAUUUUUAAGGCAGAGUUAGACUUUUGUUAGGCAAGGGAAUCAAAGGUUAAUGAGGACAGAUGGGAAUAUAGAAUUCAGAACACAAACACUUCAGCUCCCAGUUUGUAAGUUUGAUGCCCACAUCCCCUUAAAGAAUAAAAGAAAAUUGAAGUUUUUUUUUAUUCAACUAGUAUGUUGAAACCAAAUCAUGGCAGUAAGUUUUAUUUUUAAACUGAUGAAUUUUUUUUUGUAGGAACACACUACCCAAAGACCUGAAGUGUAGUUAUGUUGUUUGUUGACAAUAUUGUUCAGACUGUGCCCAUUACAGAUCGUUUUGGUGGCUGACAUAUUAAAUAAUUGUACAAAACAGGAAAGAGUAAAACCUGAAAUCAGCCAAGGUAAUUUUUUGUUUUUAGUCCCUUUAAAUAUUUAUUGAAACUGGUAUUGGGGCUGUGAAUAGCCCACCAGUUUUCUGCAUGUAUGCUUAUUCCUGGUUGGUACAUCAUCUUUAAUCAGAAUGUGACAUCCUUGAAAUUCACCUGUUCCAGAUUCAAGUGCAAAAUAGAGAUUCCCAAAUGUGGAAAAUUAUUUAGUAAGGUUGCCUCUCUUGUUGCCACAGCCAAGAAUCUCUCAUUCAGUUUAUCCAGUUACAUGGUAUUUUCUAGAGCAAUAGUUGUAUAAAUGACAUGCUUGUAAUAUGUAUAAUAUAUUAAAUGUGCUAUGUUGUGUAUUCCUUAUUUGGACACUGCACUUCAAUGAUACACACAAGCAUGUAUCUGCGCUCUUAUACCACUAGAUGGAGAUUUCAAGGCUCCUGACACAAGAAAUCUCCAUAUCUAUCCUUAUGGCAUCAUUAGUAAAUUAUGAGCUGGGCUGGAUAUCUCAGGUGGUUGGAGUAUAGUGUAUUAAUAACGCUGACCACACAAUUUCAAUCCCUGGACUAGUUGAGGUACUACUUGUGAUAUUCUAGCAUCAGUCAGUCAUGGUUAGCAGCCCUCAGAAAAACAAGGUUGGAAAAUGAGGAAAAAACAAGUAACUUUUAUAAGGAAAUUUUGCUUUGUCUUUAUUUUCCAUAAGAUAGGCUAAGAUCAAUCCAUAGGUACAAAACAGAAUAGGCAUUGGGCUCAAUAGUCUGAGGUUAUCUAUACUGUACAUAAGUAAUUGUAGGUAAUUUCAACAAAUGAUUUUUAUUUAAAAACAUAACUUUACCUGCUACUGCUAUUUAAAGAGAAAAAUAUCGGAAUUACUUAUGCAAAUAAGAAUCUUUGUAACUUUGGAUUGUAACAUCAACAUAAGUGACAAACCAGCCUUCAGAGUCCAGAAGUCCUGUCAGUAAUUUAUACAACUUCUCAGCUGACCUAACCAUUUUAAAAGUCAGCCUUUUAUGCAUUCAUGUUAAUUCUCAAUAGCUUACUAUUAUUUGAUAUUGAAUUGAUAUCCAUACAUUUAUGACUUUCCAUGGAGUCUCACCUUCCUGUUCUGUAGCUUAUUUGUCUAAUAAAUAUAUCUUGUAUCUUGCCUUGCCAAUUAAAAGCAUUCUAGUCUCAAA
This is a messenger RNA of Stegostoma tigrinum, 7147 nucleotides long. RefSeq names its product NHL repeat containing 2 (gene nhlrc2). The record is from RefSeq and is a predicted model, not a curated record. Bases 16 to 2220 code for a protein of 734 amino acids. Lineage: Eukaryota; Metazoa; Chordata; Chondrichthyes; Orectolobiformes; Stegostomatidae. Gene Ontology annotation, molecular function: protein binding. The transcript has 11 exons.